This is a messenger RNA of Neomonachus schauinslandi (Hawaiian monk seal), 1210 nucleotides long. RefSeq names its product cms1 ribosomal small subunit homolog (gene CMSS1). Gene Ontology annotation, cellular component: 90S preribosome; nucleus. The transcript has 10 exons. NCBI's taxonomy places the organism in Eukaryota, Metazoa, Chordata, Mammalia, Carnivora, Phocidae. The record is from RefSeq and is a predicted model, not a curated record. Bases 114 to 953 code for a protein of 279 amino acids.
AAAGGCUCCGCGUGCUGGCUGCCAACGCUGACCUCCCGGCUUGGAGGCAGCGAGAAUACCUGCCACUGUCCGCUUUCCUUUGGUGGUCCGCUCACAACUAGUCCCGCCUGGAGAUGGCAGACGAUCUUGGAGACGAGUGGUGGGAGAACCAGCCUGCAGGAGCAGACCGCAGCCCAGAAGCAUCAGGUGAUGAAGGAGGAGGAGACCCAGAAAUGAUGCAGCAAGAGACAGCUCCAGUUCCUGCCCUGUCAAAGAAAACCGAACAGCCUAAAGAAUGUUUCUUGAUACAACCAAAGGAAACAAAAGAAGAUGCCACCAAGACAAGGAGGAGAAGAAAGAAGAAAAUUACUGAUGUUCUUGCAAAAUCAGAGCCAAAACCAGGGACCCCUGAAGACCUACAGAAGUUGAUGAAGGACUAUUACAGCAGCAGUCGCUCAGUGAUUGAAUUAGAAGAACUAAACCUACCAGACUCCUGUUUCCUCAAGGCCAAUGAUUUGACUCAUAGUCUUUCAUCAUACCUAAAAGAAAUCUGCCCUAAGUGGGUAAAACUUCGGAAGAACCAUAAUGAGAAGAAAUCGGUCCUGAUGCUGAUCAUCUGUAGCUCUGCUAUCCGGGCCUUGGAGCUCAUUAGGUCAAUGACAGCAUUCAGAGGAGACAGCAAAGUUAUGAAAUUAUUUGCAAAACACAUAAAGGUCCAGGAGCAGGUAAAGUUGCUGGAGAAGCGUGCUGUGCACCUGGGUGUAGGAACACCAGGGAGAAUUAAAGAACUCAUUAAACAAGGUGGCCUUAAUUUGAACCCCUUAAAGUUCCUGGUUUUUGACUGGAACUGGAGAGAUCAGAAGUUGAGAAGGAUGAUGGACAUUCCCGAGAUAAGAAAGGAAGUUUUUGAACUUCUGGAAAUGGGAGUCCUCAGUCUAUGCAAGUCUGAAUCUUUGAAGCUGGGCCUUUUCUAAGUCUGGGUCCUAAUGAAAAUUCCAGUUUUUAUGGUGGGAUUUGCAUCUCAUUUAAUGGCUCUGGAAUACUGCAAGGACUCAGUAAAUAUCAGCUGUUGUUUUAUUAUGUUAACUGCAUCACCAGAUGAAUCACUAGAAAUUUUUGGUGGAGAUUCUUUGACAAAAAUGAAGCUGUCCUUUGCCAACUUCUUUGUAUAAUAAAGUAUCAUCAGCUUGUAUAUGAUUUUUGUUGAGCAGACUGAAUUUUUCUUUCACCA